Molecule: messenger RNA, 2661 nt
Organism: Symbiodinium necroappetens
Lineage: Eukaryota; Dinophyceae; Suessiales; Symbiodiniaceae
Source: the annotation of a GenBank genome assembly
GAGGACAGCUUCGACAUGGAGCAGGAGCUCUUGGAUAUCAACAAGCGCCUGAGGGUUCCGAGCGGUGUGACCCCAGUCCCUGACCUGAAGCGGAGCCGGCCACUAGGUGCUGGUGAGCCUGUAUCCAGAAGCAGCUCUGCCCGUGAGAUGGCUUUGCAGGGGCUUCCUGAUGAAGCCCAGAAGACCCCGAUCAAGGCAACGACACCAAUUCCCCCGGUUGCCCCGUCCAAGUUGCCCAGCCCCGAGAAGCCGAAUGUGCCAAGUCCUCGAAACCUCAUGCCGCUGCUAGCAGAUACUCUGUUGGACCCGGUGCCGCCUGCUGGCGAGCCUUCUGCUGGAUGUGUGGUGCAGGGUGCAGCAGAACCUAGUGGGAAGGGGAAUGGACCAGCUAUGAAGCAGACCGCAGAACCUAGUGAGGAGGGAAAAGGGCCAGCUGUGGAGCAGACCACAGAUCCUGGUGAGGAGGGAAAAGGGCCAGCUGUGGAGCAGACCGCAGAACCUGGUGAGAAGGGAAAAGGGCCAGCUGCUGUGGAGCAGACCGCAGAACCGAGUGAGACGGGAAAAGGGCCAGCUGCUGUGGAGCAGAGUGAGGGGCAAAGCGAACUCCGAAGCCUGGACAGUAUGACAACCUUGUCAUGGGGCCGCAGCUUGGAGAACAUCCAGGACCUUCCCGAAACUCCGGUGAAGGAGCAGGGCACACCGGAUCAUCUGGUUUUGGAGCUUCGCAGCAGGCUUUUCCGAGCCUUUGGGGACGGGGCUUCCAAGGAUGAUGAGCAAGGGCAGCGAGUGCUUGGUGACGUCAUCAUGGACUGGGUGCUUGAGAUUGGGACUGAGUUGCCUCCUUUGCAAGCACCAGAUGUGCUGAGUCAGUUGGCAGCUGAGUGCCUGGACACCUUUGCAGCCCUCAAGGGUCUGUCUAAGAAGGCGACAGAUCUCCAGGCUCAGCUGGCUAGCAAAAUGGCUCACGCGGACCAGGCUGUGGCAAAGGCUUUGGCCACUGUCAUCCAGCAUGCCGGCACUACCGGCACUCUGGCCGGCAGCUCCACGGUGACAGAGAAGAUGGCAGCAUGGAAGAUGUCCAUACGCGAGGAGGGCAUGAAGGAGAUUGAGGCGGCCAGGAACCAAUCCCAGCUGGCAGUCGGCCGCCUGGAAAUGGUGGCCAUGAAGCUGAUGAAUGCUGCCUAUGAGGCCUAUCAGGAGGAACGCCCCAAGAGUGAGGACGAGCUGUUGCGGCAGAUGAUGCAGCAGGUUGAGCAGCAUAUGUCAGCUUUGCAGCUGGAGUGUGAUAGGCCCUCGGAAGGGGGUGGCACCGGUGAAGCCGCGAUGGAUGUGGACCCACAACCUCCUGCCCCCAAGGCUCGUGCCCCCCAGGCAGACAAACUGCGAGAAAUGCAUCAGCACGGCUUGCUUCUCGAACGCGGCGACGGCUCCUACGAGACGCCAGACGAUCGAGAUCGAAGGCUAUGCCACAAUCAGCGGAUGCGGUUCAACCGGAGCUUCGACAGUCCGAUGUGCCCGCAGCCUGUGCUGGAUGCAGCCAAAGGCAAGAAGUACAAUCGUGCGAUCAUUGCACGGCUUUUCGAAGAGUGGGUGCAAGCGGAUGAGAACUGGGCCAACUCGACGAUUGUGUUCAAUGCUUCUAUCGCGAAGACCCAACGACGCCGCGGAAAAUAUGUGAUGAAAACCUACAAGGACCUCAAACUCCUCUAUGGAACCGCCAGUGCCAAAGCCAUUCGCGAACGGAAGAAAGAACUUGGGGCAGAAUGGUGGUGGCCCCACCCCGAAAUGGGAGAUUCCGAGGUGUACGAUUCCAUGGAGUUUGAAGAUGACGAGACCAGCACACAGGAGCAUCGGUUCCAGGCAGAGGGCACUUUGGAUCCCGACUCCACAAGGGCAACUUCCAUCAGCCGGGUGCUCCGGCCAAUUCCGGCUACCAGGAAGGCUGCUAACACUAAGCUUGGUCAGAUUUCGACGAAGUUGGCUGAAGUUCGGGUGCUGGCCAACGAUGUGCCCUCAGCUUCGCAUCUGUCUGAGAAGAUGAAAGAGGGCUAUGUGCAUGAGCUCGACGAGGGCAGGAAGAGCAUCGAGACUGCUCGGACGCAACUCGAGGCUUGGUAUGCCCGCAAGCUCGAGGAUGAGGACAUUGUGGGUGACGAGAAAAGGGUCUACGAGGAUGUCAUGAGAGACGUGGAUAAUGCAUUUGUGGCCCUGAAUGGCAAGAUCAAGGCUGUGAAAACAGCAACGGUCCCGGUUACAAAGCUGGAUGUCCCGGUGAUCGAAAAGGGUGUGCUCAAGAAGAGGAAACUUCCAGUUGUUCUACCUCAUGAACUGUUUCCUUGGCUGGUGCAAAAGGGCUUUAUCCCUGUGGAUGAUGCAGCGGCUGCCGGGAACGAGGAGUUCUGGUCACAUGCUAGAGCCGCAGGGAUGCCAAGUAUGGGGGCAACGGACUUACAUAUACCACUUUAUAUCUGGGGAGAUGAUGCCGAGUUUACUGAGACUCACCAAGAUAAGCUGGUGGUGGUGGCAUUUGGAAGAGUCUUAGAGACUGAGAAGAAUGCACUGAAGUCUGUCUGGCCACUGUUUACGUAUAUACAGGCCGGGCAGGACAUAAUCCCUUAUAAUCCAUCAACCUUAAACUUCAACCCCAAACCCAACCCCUGA